AUGCCGAAGCCGCUAAAAAACACCAGCAGCUGCCCCGCUGUCCCCGAAGGCGAGCGUGGCCCCGGGUGUGGUGGCAGCCAUCACUUCAAGGAGAUCAAGAUGAGCAGUGAUGCAGCAGACUCCACAGACGCUCGGCAUGAACCCGACCAGGUGGAACCAGGAAGUGAGCAGAAUGGGCUGGAAUUUAGCAGGCAGAUUAAAACCGAAGACCUCAGCGACUCCUUGCAAUCUACAAUUCCCCCCAGAUCUGGUCACCUUGUACAGGGAUCAUCAAUGAUGCCUGGAAGCCAAAUAGCAGGGGAUAUGAGCUCUCUUCACACCCUGCAGCAGCUUGUAUUGCUUCCUGGUCAUAUGCAGUCAGUUCCCCAGUUUCUUCUCUCUCAGUCCCAGGCAGGGCAACAAGCUUUGCAGCCAAACAUCCUUUCCUUCCCUCAGCAACAGGGCAGCCUGCUCCUCUCCCAGCCGGGACCCAGCUUAGCAUCACAGGCUGUGGGCCGUUCAGGACUCCCCGGCUCAUCAGUCGAACCCCACUUGGACGUACCCCAGCACUUGCAAGUGGGAAAGCACCUAACUCCUUCAGGAGCUUCAGAGGAACCCAGUGACCUGGAGGAGCUGGAAAAGUUUGCUAAGACUUUCAAACAAAGGCGAAUCAAAUUAGGGUUUACACAGGGCGACGUCGGGCUUGCCAUGGGGAAGCUCUAUGGCAAUGAUUUCAGCCAGACCACCAUUUCCCGCUUUGAGGCCCUCAACCUCAGCUUUAAGAAUAUGUGCAAGCUCAAACCACUGCUGGAGAAGUGGCUGAGUGAUGCAGAAUCUGCUCCUUUGGAUUCUUCCAUGAGCACUCCCAACUCCUACCCCUCAGUUAAUGAGAUGUUUGGACGGAAAAGAAAGAAGCGAACCAGCAUUGAGACCAACAUUCGUUCCACGCUGGAGAAAAGAUUUCAAGAUAACCCCAAGCCCAGUUCAGAGGAGAUCUCAUUAAUAGCAGAGCAGCUCUCCAUGGAAAAGGAGGUGGUUCGGGUCUGGUUCUGCAAUCGGCGCCAGAAGGAAAAGCGGAUCAGCUGCCCGAUGCCAUCCCCCAUUAAAUCACCCAUCUACAAUUCCAGACUGGUCUCUACCUCAGGGUCCUUGGGGCCCCUCUCCGUCAAUCCAGUGCAUAGCACCAUGCCUGGGACUGUAACAUCCUCGUGUUCCCCUGGGAACUCCAGCAGGCCCUCGUCCCCCGGCAGUGUGCUCCACGCCAGCAGCCCCAGCACAGCCCAGAGCAACUCCAAAGCUGCAAUGAACUCAUCCGGUUUCAACUCUUCAGGAUCUUGGUACCGAUGGAAUCAACCUACCUACCUCCACUGA
Struthio camelus australis is the source of this 1350-nucleotide messenger RNA. The record is from RefSeq and is a predicted model, not a curated record. NCBI's taxonomy places the organism in Eukaryota, Metazoa, Chordata, Aves, Struthioniformes, Struthionidae.